GCACAACGCACGUUCACGACCUAGCUAGAACAAAACUUCCCAAUUUAGAGUUGCUCUUCGUCCGACUCGCAGUUUCUCAGCUUCGCAUACAUCGUCCGUCCUUUCUCCUUGUUGCAGAAUAAACUGCGGGUCAAAGAACCUGCCUGGGGUUUGAUUGAUUUAAGCAUUGAAGCUCGAAGAAAGCAUCUCCGGAGUAUGAGCGACUACGGCAGCGGAGGCAGGCUCGAACGUAAUGGUGCGGAUCAUGAAAAGGACGACGAAUUCAGUGGCGGUGGUGGCACUGAGAAUCAUAGCGAUUCCAAAUCCCAGCGUGACCAUGAGAGAGAUUCUGUGAGAAGUAGGGAUAGAGAUAGAGAAAGGGUGCGUGACAAAGGGAGGGAUAGGGACAGGGACAGAGAUCGUGGCAGGGAGAGGGAUAAGGAUAGGGAAAGGGAGAAAGAGAGAGAUAUUGAUCGACACCAUAGAGGAGGAGGGCGUGACAGGAAUCGUCAUAGAGAUGGCAAUGACAGGAGAGAAAGAGGCAGAGAUAGAGACGAGGAUGAUAAUCACCGAAGCAGAGACUAUGAUCGGCGAAGAGAAAAUGAUAGAGAGCGUGAAGAUAGGCCCAGGCUUCGUUCGAAGUCUCCUUCAAGGGGUAGAUCAAGACACAGAUCAAAAUCUCGUUCUCGGUCUCGCUCCAGUUCAGGAUCACGCUCUAAGAGCAAAAGGGUGAGCGGCUUUGAUAUGGCUCCUCCUACAUCUGCAAUGGCUGCUGCUGUUGCUGCUGUCAACGCUGCUACUACAGGAACUGUUGGGCUGGUUGCCCCACUGUGCUGACAAUGGCCCAUGAGCUGACACCCCAUAGCUUAUAUGUACAAAGAGAAAUCAGGGCAUCAGUUUGAUGGUUCUUGUUCGUCUCCCACCGGCAAACUAUUGCAUGUCUUGGCCAAAUUCCUGGGUCCGCUCCUCCCAUCCCAGGAAUGUUUCCAAACUUGUUUCCGACCCCCAAUGGACAGUUUGGUUCUCUCCCAGUAAUGCCGAUUCAAGCAAUGACUCAGCAGGCUACUAGGCAUGCUCGACGGGUCUAUGUUGGAGGGCUUCCACCAUCGGCCAAUGAACAGACUGUAGCUACCUAUUUCAGUCAGGUCAUGGCGGCCAUUGGAGGAAAUACUGCUGGCCCUGGGGAUGCUGUCGUAAAUGUCUAUAUAAACCACGAAAAGAAGUUUGCAUUCGUGGAGAUGAGAUCUGUUGAGGAGGCCAGUAAUGCCAUGGCUCUAGAUGGAAUUAUAUUUGAGGGUGCACCUGUCAAGGUACGUCGGCCUAGUGACUAUAACCCAUCCCUGGCUGCAGCUCUUGGUCCUAGCCAACCCAGCGCUAACCUUAACCUUGCUGCGGUGGGAUUAAAUCCCGGCUCUUCAGGUGGGCUUGAAGGUCCAGAUCGCGUAUUUGUGGGUGGGCUUCCCUAUUACUUCACAGAACCACAAAUCAGGGAAUUGUUGGAGUCUUUUGGGGCUCUUAGAGGUUUUGAUCUAGUGAGAGACAGAGAAACAGGAAACUCAAAAGGCUAUGCUUUUUGUGUGUAUCAAGAUGUUGCUGUUACUGAUGUAGCCUGUGCUGCUUUGAAUGGAAUUAAAAUGGGUGAUAAGACUCUCACUGUUAGGCGUGCCAACCAAGGCAGUUCCCAACCUAGACCCGAACAAGAAAGUGUACUGCUACAUGCCCAGCAGCAGAUUGCUAUACAGGUAAUCAUGCUCAGGCUUAUGUUACAACCUCCGGCGACUAAAGUUGUAUGCCUAACUCAAGUAGUUACUGUGGAUGAGCUCAGAGAUGAUGAUGAGUAUGAAGAGAUAAUGGAGGACAUGAGAACAGAAUCCAGUAAAUUUGGUAUAAUCUCUUAACCCCAUCAUUCCCCUGAGUUAAUGAAAAUCUAAAAGAGCUUCUAUCAAUCAUCUUGCUAAGGGAUUUGUUUUCUUUUUCAUCUUGUGGUUUGUAUGUCUGUUUUCCAGCAUCUUAUAGUCCUACGGUCUGCUAUAGAGAAUCAGCCCUAAGAUACAGCGACAGAAGGCUGCUUAAUCUCCUGUUAAUAUAUAUGCGACGUACUCUCGAUAUAUUUGUGGUUUGGUUUGGCAUAUUUUCAUGUUCUUAUCGCAGGUACAUUGGUGAGCGUCGUCAUCCCCCGCCCACAACUGGAUGGUAGUGCUUCCCCUGGUGUUGGAAAGGUGUUCUUGGAGUAUGCAGGUGUUGAUGGUGCAACAAACGCCCGAGCAGGAAUGAACGGGAGGAAAUUUGGCGGCAAUGAGGUGGUGGCUGUGUUUUAUCCAGAGAACAAGUACUAUGCAGGAGAGUAUGACGGCUAAUGUCGUGGGAAUAGGAAAGUGCAAGUCUAAUGAAGGUUUUCUGGAUUGUGUAUUUUGAUUAUAGUUUCUUUGUUAGUAGUGCCUUAGCCCUUAGGAGGAUGGUGAUGUGAUCCUUUUAGCUUCUGAAUGAUACUGUUAUUAUAUGUAACUCGAGGAUUACUAAUACGCUCUGCCUAAGCUCUCCCAUCAAACUCCCAACUCUGUAAUGUUUACUUUCGCCCCCAAGAAUGAAUGUCAAGACUCAAGACCCUGUAACUGCAGCAAUGAAGUUGCAAGUCUGCUGCAGAUGUUUGUUUCUCGUCUUUUCCAGCACUUGCAAUUGCAAC
Linum tenue is the source of this 2662-nucleotide messenger RNA. The record is from the annotation of a GenBank genome assembly. Lineage: Eukaryota; Viridiplantae; Streptophyta; Magnoliopsida; Malpighiales; Linaceae.